Molecule: messenger RNA, 1603 nt
Organism: Nasonia vitripennis (jewel wasp)
Lineage: Eukaryota; Metazoa; Arthropoda; Insecta; Hymenoptera; Pteromalidae
Exons: 4
Coding region: 765-1544 (259 amino acids)
Source: RefSeq, a predicted model, not a curated record
UUGGAUUUUAUUUCUCACUUUCACAUGCGUCGUGCGCAUCGUGCGCAAAAGUAAGUACGUUCGUCUUGUCUUAAGCUCGGCGAGGUCUGAAGUUGGCUAUGAGGGGAGCUUUCUGCACUUUCGACUCCCAACCGUGGGAGCCUGUGUACAAUAUGUUCCGUGUUCCGUUUCAUUGAGCUGUGUGAAUAUAACAGUACAAAUUUACAUAACCUAUUCCGUUCUCGCAUUUUUCCUUAUCUUACCUAUGUAAAAAAAUUGCGAACAAAUAAAAGCAAACUGUAUACAAGUAUAAGUUAUAUUUUAAACAUAUAUAUAAUGGGUGACAGUGAUGAAAAUGGUGCAAACUCUAAUGAGUUUUAUGCAUAUUUAUAUGUUCAUAUUUUACCAAAGGAAACUGGUGCAAAGUCGCAAAGAGAAAUCAUCCCUGCCGAUGUUAUAAAAAAGUUCAAAUACGAAACUUACAAAAACAAUAAAAACAUUUACAAAGAAACAAAAUUUAGUUUUAGAAGAGGUCCUGGUGGCGAAAAACUUAAGUGCUAUGUUCUUUAUGCUGCAGAUACCUAUAACGAAGUGCUUAGUAAAUCUAUAUCGAAAAGAUUUUCAGUCCAACACAUAGUACAACACUUGAUGAUAUUGAAACUUCUCAUCAGUUACAUGAUAAUACUAAUGUUAGCAACCAAGAAAACGAGGGCAAUGAUUUAUCACUUGAAGAAUAUUGUGAUGAUGAUAUAGUCAACGAUCAAGAUGAUGACAAUAGAAAGAAAAUGCUUUCAAAUAAUAAACGGAAACUAAAGGCAAUAAAUAAAGAGAGAAAGAAACAGAAAGUUCAUCGAGAGAAUAAUGUUCUAAAAAAGUAUAUAAAUCAAAGACAAAAUGAAAGUGUAAGUGAUAUUGAAGAUCCAAGUUUUUUUACUACGGAAACUUCUACUCCGAUAAAAGAUAUUAGUAAUAUUCCUAGACAAAAAGAUGGUAUCGCAGAACUAUCAAAACAAGCAAAUAGUUACAAAAAGUUGUACAUUGCUGAAAGGAAAAAAAAUGAAGACCUUAGAAAUAUGUUAAGGGAACUCCAGCCAACAUCAGAAAAUCCCAAUCCGAAUGAAGAAAACGCCCAACAUAUUAAUAAGCAAAGUGGAAGAACAUUAUCUAGAAACAGUAAUGAGAGUGAUUCCCACAGUUCUGCGGUUAAUCCGUUUUAUCAUUAUGAUACCAUUUAUACUUUCGAAUCUGAUGAAAAAUUAAAUUACGAUGAAUUUGGAAAUGUCUUGCUCGCACAUGGGGUCCCUUGUAAUCCUAAAGCAUACAACGAUAGUUGGAAAACAAAAUCACCAAGUAAAUGCCUGGCAAUUUUAAGUCAAGGAGUGUACGAAUUCAAAGAUUUGGCAGAGCGCUGCGUAAGAAAGCAGAAGAAUACCAAAGACAAAAAAAAGUUGGAUCCAUUGAAGACAGUUGCUUUAGAAAAGCAAGUUUAUAAGUUUAUGCGAAUCAAAAAUUUAAAUAUAGAUGAUAUAGACCCUACUGAAAAAAGUCACGUGAUUAUCACGUGAUAAUCGCGUGAUAUUUUCAACCAAUUUAUCACGUGAUAAUCACAUGAUAUUCUGAAAAA